Messenger RNA from Colius striatus (speckled mousebird), 2146 nucleotides. Its product is annotated as phosphatidylinositol 3,4,5-trisphosphate 5-phosphatase 2-like. Lineage: Eukaryota; Metazoa; Chordata; Aves; Coliiformes; Coliidae. The record is from RefSeq and is a predicted model, not a curated record. Gene Ontology annotation, biological process: phosphatidylinositol dephosphorylation. Gene Ontology annotation, molecular function: phosphatase activity.
GCCCCGCAGCAUGGCGGGCGCGGGGGGGGCCCCGGCAGCGCUGCCGGUACCGGCACCCCCGUGGUACCACCGGGACCUGAGCCGAGCCGCGGCCGAGGAGCUGCUGGCGAGAGCCGGGCGGGACGGCAGCUUCCUGGUGCGGGACAGCGAGAGCGUGGCGGGGGCCUACGCGCUGUGCGUGCUGUUCCAGAAGCACGUGCACACCUAUCGGAUCCUGCCUGAUGAGGACGACUUCCUGGCAGUGCAGACGUCGCAGGGGGGUUCCCGGCGCGGCGGGGUGCAGUCGCUGCCGGAGCUGGUGGCUCUGUACGUGCAGCCGGGGCAGGGGCUGGUGUGCGCGCUGCUCUUCCCGGUGGAGCGCGACAAGGAGCGCGACAAGGAGCCCCCCGAGGAGCGCGACGGCUCGGAUGGGGACGACGAGAAGCCGCCGGUGCCGCCGCGAGCAGCGACCGCAGCCGGGAGCGGCGCUGCGGGGCCGGGACCCCCCGGGCAGCCCCCCGGGAGCGAGGGCCCCGUGCCCACCCCCCGCAGCCCCAACGGCCUGAGCAGCCUGUGCCACGAUUACCUGCGGGGCAGCUACGCGCUGGACCUGGAGGCGGUGCGGGGAGGGGCCAGCACCCUCCCCCACCUGCACAGCACCCUGCUCAGCUCCUGCAAGCGCCUGCACGGCGAGGUGGACAAGGUGCUGGUGGGGCUGGAGAUCCUGGCCAAGGUGUUUGACCAGCAAAGCCCCCCCAUGGGCACCAAGAUCCUGCAGCAGGGUGGGGAGCAGGAGCUGCAGACGCUGGUGCUGAAGCUCUCGGUGCUGAGGGAUUUCCUGGCCAGCAUCGAGAAGAAGGCUCUGCGGGCGCUGCAGGAGCUGAGCGCUGCUGCCCCCCUGCCCGGGCCCGGCCCCCCCCCAGCCCUGAGCCACAAGGCCAAGAGCAUCCCAGUGCAGACCUUCGAGGUGAAGCUGGACGUGAGCCUGGGCGAGCUGCCCAAGCUGGGCAAGGGGCAGAGACAGACGCUGAGUGUGGACGUGGAGCGGGGCCAGGUCGUGCUGCUGCGGCGCCAGAGGGACGUCAGCGAGGACUGGAGCUGCUUCAGCCACGACAGGAUCCGGCAGCUGAUCAAGUCGCAGCGGGUGCACACCAAGCUGGGCAUCGUGUUCGACAGGGACCGGGACCGCGACAGGACACAGCGCCGCGACUUCAUCUUCCUCAGCGCCAGGAAGCGAGAGGCCUUCUGCCAGCUGCUGCAGCUGAUGAAGAACAAACACUCCCAGCAGGACGAGCCCGACAUGAUCUCGGUGUUCAUCGGCACCUGGAACAUGGGCAGCGCGGCGCCCCCCAAGGGGCUGACGUCGUGGUUCACGGCGCGGGGCCUGGGCCGGGCGCGGGACGAGGCCACGGUCGCCAUCCCCCACGACAUCUACGCCUUCGGCACCCAGGAGAACGGGCUGGGCGACAGGGACUGGCUCGAGGCCCUCAGGGCCAACCUCAGGGACUUCACCGCAUCGAGUACCGCCCCCGUGGCCGUGCAGUCCCUGUGGAGCAUCAAACUGGUGCUGCUGGUGAAGCCGGAGCACGAGAAUCGCAUCAGCCACGUCAGCACGUCCUGCGUCAAAACCGGCAUCGCCAACACCCUGGGUAACAAGGGCGCCGUGGGCGUCUCCUUCAUGUUCAACGGCACCUCCUUCGGCUUCGUCAACUGUCACCUCACGUCUGGCAGCGAGAAAACAGCUCGGAGGAACCAGAACUACCUGGACAUCCUGCGCCUGCUGUCGCUGGGGGACAAGCAGCUCAGCUCCUUCGACAUCUCCCUGCGCUUCACACACCUCUUCUGGUUUGGGGACCUCAACUACCGCCUGGACAUGGACAUCCAGGAGAUCCUCAACUACAUCAGCCGCAAGGAGCUGGAGCCGCUGCUCAGGGUGGAUCAGCUCAACCUGGAGAAGGAGAAGCACAAAGUCUUCCUGCGCUUCAACGAGGAGGAGAUCACCUUCCCCCCCACCUACCGCUACGAGCGCGGCUCCAGGGACACCUACGUGUGGCACAAGCAGAAGCCCACGGGGGUGAGGACCAACGUGCCGUCCUGGUGCGACCGCAUCCUCUGGAAGUCUUACCCCGAGACCCACGUCAACUGCAACGCCUACGCUUAUAAUUGA